CAGGAGGCUGGCUGCUAGUGCUGGCACUGCUCACCUACAACAGAGAAAAUUUGGAGUCUCGAACCUCUUCUGACUGCAGAUUAGGACAAAUCCUGCCCAGGGGAAGCGACAGCAACUCAGAGGAAUACCAUGCUGUAGAAAUAAAGCGGGACAAAAUUCACUUUUACAAUAGAAGAACAUUUUUAUUUUGUUUACAUGCACUAUUAUACUUCACACCUUUCAAAGUGAAGUCAGCGUUUUUCUUUGUUUAACGUUAGCCUACUUAGCCUAACCGAGCCUAGUGCAUUCUCUCACCGGGUUGGAGAUAGACUUGUAGGAAUACAAACGUUUUUCGUUCCUUUAAGAAGUGAGGAGUUUUUCACGGAGCCGAAAGUAACGUGGACUCCCCCCCAUACCCACACGCACACACACACACCCACUUUACUUUGCAUUCGGUGCAGAUAUGUCUUGGUUUAGAUUGGGCCUCUUAAUUUCUUUUAGUUUGUUUCUCUCCCCGGUACAUUUGUCAGCGGAGCAGCAACAGAGCCAGAGCGGCUUUAGGAGGCUGUUCGUACUCCAAUCCGGCUCGGUUGGAUCGGACGGCGGAGUGCGAGUCAGCUCUAUCUCGACGCACCGCGGUGAGGCUGGGAAGCAUAUGUACAAAGUUGAUCUCAAUGCCAACUUUGGCGGCCAGGUCCGGAGCCGCAGGAUGGGGAACCAAGCGGCUUCAGUCCCACAGUUAAGUCAGCCGCAGCCGGUCUUCCGGCUGAGCGAACACGAGCAGCGCCAGCCUAAACAGCCCAUGAAACUGUCGGGGGUGAAUGUGUGUGGAGGGCAGUGCUGUCAUGGAUGGAGUAAAGUUCAGGGAUCGCAGAGGUGCACCAAGCCCAAUUGCAUCCCUCAGUGCCAGAAUGGAGGGAUGUGCCUCAGGCCUCAGCUCUGUGUCUGCAAGUCUGGCUCAAAUGGGAAGUCAUGUGAGCAAAAGACACAUCCUUUUCCAGCACUGCCUGGGAAUGGACCCAUCAAUGGACACACUUCUGGACACACUAAUGGACACCAGUGGCCUAUACCUCAGCAAGCCCCUCCAAAUGGUUAUGCUUCUGUCCCUUCUCCAUCAAAUAACAUGGCACAGAUGAAACUAUCUGUCAAGUCUGCCCCCCAGCUUUUACAGCCCCAUUACAUCCAACAGCACAUCCAGCAGCAUAUCCAGUCCAUGCCCGUGCAGCCAGUUCAGAGCCAGCAGUAUGUUAUAAAACCCAAGUACUAUCACACACAGACCACGUACACACAGACAUCUGUCCAGCCCCAACGUGAGAGGCCUAUCCCGCUAGCAGUAGGACACAACCCCAUUCAUGCGGACAGCAAUACAGGCAGGAUAAAGGUGAUCUUCACACCAACCAUCUGCAAAUUAACCUGUAUAGGAAGCAGAUGUCACAACAGCUGUAAGGAGGGAAAUACCACCACUAUCAUCAGUGAGAAUGGCCAUGCUACAGAUACCCUGACAGCACCGAACUUCAGAGUGGUUGUGUGUCACCUACCAUGUAUGAAUGGUGGCAAGUGCAGUGCCAGGGACAGGUGUCAGUGCCCUCCCAACUUUACUGGAAAGUUCUGCCAGAUACCUGUUGAUAAUGGACAUCAGCAGACGCCAGAUGACUACAGCCAGACUCAGGUCCAUGCUACACAUACAUUGCCUCUGAGCUACAGCAUCGGCCAGAGUACUGUUUUCAGCCCAAGCAUUGUCAAUAUCCACAUAAAACAUCCUCCAGAGGCCUCUGUCAAAGUCCACCAGGUUUCUCAGCUGGAUAAUUACCACAACGGGCACCCCUUGCAAGGGUCUCAGUCAGGCUCCUCUUCUCCUACCAGCUACAGCUACCACCAGACAGAGAGCAGUCAGAAAAUCCAGCACCACAGCUACAACGUAGUAUAUCCCAGGCAGCAUGGCUACCAGGUCUCCCAGUACCAGCCUGUGACCUCCAAAAACAUGCUGGGCCGCUGCUUCCAGGAGACCACAGGGAAUCAGUGCGGAAAGGCUCUGCCAGGUCUCACUAAGCAGGAGCAGUGCUGUGCAACAAUUGGGACAUCCUGGGGUUUCCACAAAUGCCAGCAAUGUCCAAAAAAACUAUCUAUCCCUCUGAUUGGUUGCCCCCAGGGUUACAAGAGAAUCAACAGUUCUCUUUGCCAAGAUUUAGAUGAGUGCCAGCUACAUGGUAUGUGUCUGAACGGAAACUGUAUGAACACGAUUGGCAGCUACAGGUGCAUGUGUAAACCCGGCUAUGUCCCUGACUCCACAUUCACCACUUGCAUAUCCAACACACCUGCCAUUCAAGAGAAGAAAGGGGCUUGCUUCCGUUUGGUCAGCUCAGAGAGGCAAUGUUUGCACCCACUGUCCACCCAGCUAAGCAAACAGCUCUGCUGCUGCAGUGUGGGCAAGGCCUGGGGCCCUCGUUGCGACAAAUGCCCCCUUCUGGGAACAGCUGAGUUCAAAGAGAUCUGCCCUGGAGGAAUGGGCUAUACUGUUCUACCAAAUCCACCUGUCAAGCCAGUCACCAUUUACCAGGAGUCCACUGUCCUCCUACCAUCCCAGCCCCUACCAACAUCAGCGACACCAAUGGAGGCUUUUGGAAAAUCUGAAGAGAUGAUACCAGAGGUUGUUGAGAGGAACUCUCCCCCUGCACCAGUGGAAAUCCUCCCAUCUAAUGAGGGCCAGGACAUCGCCCCCACUCAGUCAGUUGAGUUGGAUGAGUGCCAGAUCAGCCCUUACAUUUGUGGCCAGGGGAUUUGUUACAAUACAGCUCAGGGUUACACUUGCCACUGUCAUGAGGGAUACCACCUGGAUGACACCCAAACUACUUGUGCUGAUGUGAAUGAGUGUUUACAAGAAGCCAGGCCCUGUGAGCCUAUUGGAGAAUGUGUUAACAACAUGGGUUCCUACACCUGUACCUGCCCUGAGGGAUACCAACAGAUAAAUGGUACUAGCUGCAGAGACAUUGAUGAGUGUGGACUGAAUGAGACAUUGUGUAGUCCGCAUGGCUUCUGUGAGAACAGCCUGGGCUCUUUCCGAUGCCUGUGUGAUCAGGGUUACCAAGAAUCCCAGGAUGGCCAAUACUGUGUGGAUGUGAAUGAGUGUAUGCUGCUGAGCAGUGUAUGUGGAGAAGCCCAGUGUGUGAACGUUAAUGGUUCCUUCCUCUGUGUGUGUCCCAGUGGCCAGGAUUAUAACAUCAUGAUUGCAAAGUGUGAGCCGAUUCCCACAGCACCAUCAGUGGAGCGUAAGGACUGCUACUAUCGACUGAACAAUGAGAACCUGUGUGAGAGUGUGCUGACCAGCCAUGUCACCCUGCAGGAAUGCUGCUGCACACUGGGAGCCGGCUGGGGAGACAACUGUGAAGUGCAUCCCUGCCCUGUCAAUGGUACAGACCAGUUCAAUCAGAUGUGUCCAUUUGGAAAAGGUUUUAUUCUCAGUGGAGAGCAGCUGUAUGGAGUACCCACAGAUGAUAGCUACAAAGAUGCAGAUGAAUGUACACUGUUUGGCGAGGAAGUGUGUAAAGGAGGCUUCUGUUUGGAUACUGUGGGCAGCUAUGAAUGCUAUUGCAAGACCGGACAGGACUACGAUUCUACCGAACUGGAAUGCAAAGACAUCAAUGAAUGCCUGGAUGAGACUGUGUGUGUUGGUGGAGAGUGUUUGAACACAGAUGGUUCAUUCAUGUGUUUCUGUACACAUCCCAUGAAGUUGGACCCCAACAGUAACCACUGUGUCUUCAAUCCUGAGGAGGCCGAGCAACAUGAGGUGGAGCACAUAGAUUACCUGGGUAUCUGCUGGCAGACUGUGACAGAAACCAUGACAUGCACACUCCCACUGGCUGCAGAAAGGAAGACCACAUACACAGAGUGCUGUUGUCUCUACGGAGAGGGCUGGGGCAUGGACUGUGCUUUGUGUCCGGCCAAAAACACUGAGGAUUAUGCAUCCAUGUGUAACCUUCAUCUUGGUGGUAUGCAGCAGCCAUAUACUCAUGACAGCCUUGCUACUGGCCCAGAUCAUGAAUAUGCAGUGAGCCAAGACUUUUUGCCAUCACCUGAGCAGCAGGCUAUCCUACCUUUCUUUGAGAAUGAGGAGUAUCUAUCCCAGGCAUUUGAGGGUUUGCAAGCAGAAGAGUGUGGGAUACUAAAUGGCUGUGAGAAUGGUCGAUGCGUACGGGUUCAGGAGGGUUUCACCUGCGACUGCUUUGAUGGAUACUCCCUGGACUUGUCCCGCAUGGCCUGUAUUGAUGUGAACGAGUGUUCAGAACUAAACAAUCGGAUGUCGUUGUGUAAAAAUGCAAAAUGUAUCAACACAGCGGGAUCCUUUCAAUGUGUCUGUCUGCCAGGCUUUAUUGCCUCUGACAAACCCAAUUACUGUGUGGAGGCAACAACACACCAAACAUCAAUACACACACAAUGAACAUGGAUGAACACUAGAUGGAAACAAGAGACACUAAAACCAUAUGCACAAACUUAUUGGAUGCAUAAUCUGUAUUACUAUACUUAUGAGGAUGUCCACUGUCUACAUUCAGUCACUACCAAAUGCUCAGUUUUACGCUUACUAUUGAAUUCCAUGAUUUGAAGUACCUAGUAGCACUCCCAAACCUCAAACACUGGAGGAAUAUCAGAGAUUUGGUAGUUGUAUAAAAACGGUUGGAAUGCACCUAAAUGUAAUGGAAUAUAACUUAUAAUAAUCUUCGAGUAAAAUUUUAAUUGAUUGUAAACCCUUAAACAUAACCUUUGAAUUAAACUAAUCCUAUUCUAAUCUUACUCCAUAAUUUAAACCCAGAUCUGCAACCACUAUCAUUAUUUUUACUGAUUUUCUGAAUUUCCCUUCUGUACUCUAUGAAUUUGUACUUACAUUGCAAUAUAUUCGUAUAUUUUCUUCAUUUUUCUUCAUUUAAGUGAAUUCCUAAAUAUCGAGGCCAUAAAUUCAUCAAGAAAAAUACACCCCAAGACAUCUUUUCUUGUUUUGAACCUCCAUCGUUAAUGUUACUAGCUCCACCUGUCAUUUUGAUGCUAUUACAAGUCAAAAUGCUUGCUGUGUAAACUGUCUUUGAUUCUAAAAUUCUGUUAUGAAUAUGACAGAUCUAGACUAAAGCUGUGUCGCGAAUCAUUUUUUCGGCUUCCACAUAUAGUGUAAUGUAGUCCAGUUUACUCUACAGUAAGCAGUACAUUCAGAAUUUAGGCACUUAUGAAACUGAAUAAUUUUCACAGAAAACAUAAUGCAUUGCAUUCUGGGAAUAUCAUGGCUAGAUCAUCAGACCGGUGUAGUGCACUCCAUAAUGGCACCAAAUAUUGAAUGAAUUAAAUUGCGUUAUAUUAUUUUUUGAGCAUGUAAGUGAAAAAGAAGUGCACAUACUAUAGACAUAAUUUGCAUUCUAAUAGGAAAAUUUUAGGGCAGUGUAAUACUUGAAUUUUCACAGAAAAUGGUGGAGGUUAAAUGCAGUCUGUUGUUACUUUUGCAAAAUGUGCAAGAUCAAAGUUAUUAUAACUCAAUCUCUGGGGAACACAACUGUGUGAACAAAAUUCCAGGUAAUCCAUCCAAUAGGUAUUCAGGCAUGAUUCUGUAAACCCUAAAUUUCAGCCUCUCUGUGGCACUAAAGGAUAUUUAUUUAUUGGAUCCUCUAGGUCUUUAAAGUUCUCCAUCUAAUGAACAUGAUGGACUUUACAAAAUUUCAGUGUAAUACCUCCAAUUACAGUAAUUACUUUGAAAAAUCUUAGUAUAUCCAGAUGUUGAGACCAGAGUCUCCUUUAUCUCAUCUGUACAAGGUGCUAGGUCUUUAUAUGAAGCACACCUUUAUUUAUACAUUACCCCCCCACCCCGGUUAUGAAAUACCAUAUCAUUUUUAAUAUUUGCCUUUCGCCUUGUUAAAGUUACUGUGUUAUGCUGUUAAUACAAACUCAGUGCCUCCUAUAACAGUUCCAAAGCAAAAGCCCACAAGCAUUUCAGUCCACAGAAACCCAUCAUGUCUUGAGCAGGCUUUGACUGAGAAACUUUUACAGGCUAACGAAAGCAGCACAGGUUUUAACACUGUCAAAGCAAAGUGAAUGAGAUUAAUCAAAUUCCAUCACUCAGGUUUAACCAUAUUGGGUACAUUUAUUUAAAAUAUUGUGGACUGACACAGCAGAAACAAAGUAAACCUUAGGUACCACUCCUCCAGAUAUAAACAUCAAUAGUCAUUACUAUUAAACAAAGUUAAAUAUCCAUCAGCGAUCAGAUUCAAUUGCAAGAGCACCAUCAUCAAAACUCAAAAAUAAUAUCUGUCUAAAUAUUAAUGUCAUCAUGCCUUGCCUUGAUAAAUGAGGAUGAUGAUGAUGUGAUCUUUACGUUCAAUAACAUGAUUAUAUUAUUUAAAGUGGUAGAAUUGUUUCCCAGAUUUUAGAUAACUUCCAAUUUUAUUUUAGCAAGCAGUUAUGUUUGACCAAAGUGGUUGGAAAAGCAGCUUGUGACCGAAGGGUUGCCGGUUCGAUUCCCGCCACCCCGGACUGGCAGGAAAAAUUUGGGUGUGGUGGAGUGUAUAAUAAAGCCCACUGCUCCUGUGUGUUUCACUGCAUGUUGCAUGUGUGUGUGUUUCAAUCAGUGAUGGGUUAAAUGCAAAGAAGUAAUUUCCCAGUUUGGGAUUAAUAAAGUUAAAAAAAAAAAUUGACAUUGUCAUCCAUUUAGGUUUGUGAACCACUAUUUUUGAAUUCUUACCAAAUAUCUACUCACAUACUUAUCAUUUCCUAACAUGUAUGAUGUAUUGUCACAAUAAAUAAUUUGUUUUUUCUUACAUAGUACAACAUUUGAUGGCAAUCCCGAUGAAUCAUUUUAAGGAGUGAGUGUGGCUGAGCAGUGUUGUGAAAAAUGGAUAGUACAGUAGAAAAGAGAUAGUGCUCAGAGGGAAAGGGCUUGCAAAUACUGUAAAAUUGCUGAUGUUUUCACAAGCAAAUAAAAGAAAAAGAUAUACUAACAGGGCUGACUUCAUCACAUCACAAUCAUGGAAGUGCACUUAACUAACUUGUGAAACUUUUUUCGAGUAAAAGUAAAACAUAUGUUACUAUUAUAAACAAUA
Molecule: messenger RNA, 7049 nt
Organism: Scatophagus argus
Lineage: Eukaryota; Metazoa; Chordata; Actinopteri; Scatophagidae
Gene: ltbp1
Product: latent transforming growth factor beta binding protein 1
Exons: 25
Coding region: 443-4414 (1323 amino acids)
Molecular function (GO): calcium ion binding
Source: RefSeq, a predicted model, not a curated record